This is a messenger RNA of Porites evermanni, 418 nucleotides long. NCBI's taxonomy places the organism in Eukaryota, Metazoa, Cnidaria, Anthozoa, Scleractinia, Poritidae. The record is from the annotation of a GenBank genome assembly.
AUGGACUCGUUUAAAGAUUUGUUAACAGAAACCGUUGGUCAAAUCAAGCGCGCUAACGAAUAUUUUGCCGAGCAGCAGAUGAAAGAAAUUAAGAAACUAAAGUAUAGCGAACCACGUAAGUUCAAGAAGAAGGCCAACGAAGACCAGUUUCAAAGGAUCCACAGUGCAGAAUUUUGCGGCCAUGUAGCGUACUAGGCCGGUAAGACGAAGAAGACCACUCUUUCAAGUCUCAACAACAGAUCCUCGCCAGUGGGAACGCCGGCGUCCACCCCAAGUUUACAGAUGCAACCCCAGCCUCUUAUGUCAAACGUUCCUGUUUUUCGCCUUCUCGUCGACCCAGUGUCGGGACCUGUUUUGCCUGUGGAAAGCGUUCCUGUUACCGGACGAUGGACAAGCCAAACAUCCCAAACGGCUUCAU